Molecule: messenger RNA, 2867 nt
Organism: Lolium perenne
Lineage: Eukaryota; Viridiplantae; Streptophyta; Magnoliopsida; Poales; Poaceae
Product: G-type lectin S-receptor-like serine/threonine-protein kinase At1g11300
Biological process (GO): protein phosphorylation; recognition of pollen
Cellular component (GO): plasma membrane
Molecular function (GO): protein serine/threonine kinase activity; ATP binding
Source: RefSeq, a predicted model, not a curated record
AUGAAGUCGAUCCUUACCGCAACUGGUACAUAUCUGGUAGGAACUGCAAAAGACAUCGGCCUAGCUAAUCGAUCAUGGAUUGGCUGGCUGUCACCUGCUGCACCGCCGCUCUGAUCCUUCUGUUCCUGCCGUCGUGCGCGUCACAAGACCGGCUUGUCCCCGGCAAGCCGCUCUCCCCCGGCGCCACCAUCGUCUCCGACGACGGUUCCUUCGCGUUGGGCUUCUUCAACCCCUCCAACUCCUCCGGUACACCGGCAAGGCUGUACCUAGGCAUAUGGUACAACAACAUCCCCGAGCUUACCGUGGUGUGGGUCGCCAACCGGGAAACUCCGAUCACGAACAUCACCACACCGGUGCUCUCCCUCACCAACAGCUCCAAUCUGGUUCUGUCGGACGGGGAUGGUGGUCCUGUCCUUUGGACAACAACAGGCGUGCCUGCUGCAACGAGCUCUACCCCAACGGCGGCCGUGCUUGAGAACACUGGCAACCUCGUCAUCCGGGCACCGAACGGCACCAUGCUAUGGCAGAGCUUCGACAACUUGACUGACACCUUCCUUCCCGGCAUGAAGAUCCGGAUCAGGUAUGACAAGCGCACCAACGGUGAUCGCCUCGUGUCAUGGAAUAGCCCCGUCGACCCCUCGCCAGGGCGCUUCUCAUAUGGCGGCGACCCAAACACGCUUAUCCAGAUAUUCCUUUGGGACGGGGCACGCCCGGUGGCUCGCACCGCUACAUGGACAGGAUACAUGGUGAAGAAUGAUCGCAAGUACCAGCAGGAUAGCACCGGUGCGACCAUCACCGUCUCCCUGGCCGUCGUCAACAACGACGAGGAGAUCUACGUCACCUACAACGUCUCGACCAACGCCCCACACACUAGGUAUGUGGUGACACACUCCGGUGAUUACCAGCUCCAGAGCUGGAGCAAUAUCUCGUCGGUGUGGUUAGUCCUGACGAAGUGGCCAUCCACGGAAUGCAACCGGUACGGCUACUGUGGUCCAUACGGCUACUGUGAUGUGGCGGUGCCGACAUGCAAGUGCCUCGACGGCUUCGAGCCGGCGAGCACGGAGGAGUGGAACAGUGGUAGAUUCUCAGCGGGGUGCCGCCGGAAGGAGCCGCUGCGUGGGUGCGGCGAUGGCUUCUUGGCCUUGCAGGGUAUGAAGACGCCGGACGGGUUUGCGCUCGUCGGCGAGAACAAGAGUACUACAUCGGAGGAGUGUGCGUCAGAGUGCGGCCGCAACUGCUCCUGCGUGGCGUACGCGUAUGCCAACCUGGGCGGCGACAAGUCUGGGGGAGACGUGACAAGGUGCUUGGUGUGGACCGGGGAGUUGAUUGAUACGGCAAAGGUAGGCGCAGAUACCGGCAGCGACACGCUCUAUCUUCGGCUUGCAGGCUUGGAUGCGGCAGCUGGUAACACAACAAAGAUCAACAUAGUGAAGAUUGCUCUGCUAAUUCUAGGAAGUGGUGUUCUAGUACUCAUAUGCAUUUCACUGGCAUGGUUAAAAUUCAAAGGCAAGGAUAGAAAAUGGAGAAGGGACAGGAAGAUAAGAGUGGAUCGUGUGAGCACUAUCAAUGAGUCUGGGGAAGAAAGCCUUCCCUAUGACCAUGAAUUUCCAUUUGUGAAAUUAGAGGAAAUUGCUCUUGCAACCCAAAAUUUCUCAGAAACAUGCAUGAUUGGACAGGGUGGCUUUGGUAAAGUUUACAAGGGAAAGUUAGCUGGUCAAGAAGUUGCAAUCAAGAGGCUAAGUAGAGAUUCUCAGCAAGGAACAAAAGAGUUCAUGAAUGAAGUAAUUCUAAUUGCCAAAUUACAACAUAGAAACUUGGUUCGACUUCUUGGAUGCUGUGGCGAGAGAGAUGAAAAGCUCCUAAUAUAUGAGUAUCUGCCUAACAAGAGCUUAGAUGCUACGCUUUUUGGUAUUCGAAUAACAUAUAGUACUUUCCAAAGACAACUCAAAAAAAUACUUCUAACACUUGUUAUUUGUAUAGAUGAUUCAAGAAGAGUAUUGUUGGAUUGGGCCACACGGAUUAGUAUAAUAAAAGGGGUUGCAAGGGGACUUAUGUAUCUUCAUGAAGACUCAAGGUUGACCAUAAUUCAUAGGGAUCUCAAAGCUGGAAAUAUUCUGCUAGAUGGAAAUAUGAAAGCCAAAAUAGCGGAUUUCGGCAUGGCAAGGAUCUUUGGCGAUAACCAACAAAAUGCAAAUACUCAACGUGUUGUUGGAACAUAUGGUUACAUGGCCCCUGAGUAUGCAAUGGAAGGUGUCUUCUCUACCAAGUCUGACGUGUACAGCUUUGGUGUGCUACUACUAGAGAUCGUAACUGGUAUACGGAGAAGCUCCAGCAGUGAGACCAAGGGUUUUCCUAGCCUAAUUGUGUAUUCAUGGAGUAUGUGGAAGGAAGGGAAGGCCGAGGAAUUGGUAGACUCAUCUAUAAUGGAUACUUGUUCACCAGAAGAAGUCUUGCUUUGCAUACAUCUGGGACUCCUGUGUGUCCAAGAAAACCCUGAUGAUAGGCCACUGAUGUCUGCUGUUGUGUUCGUUCUAGAAAAUGGAAGCACUACACUUGCAGCCCCCAGUCGCCCUGCCUACUUUUCUCGACAUAAUAUAGAGAUGGAGCUAAAUAGAGAUGAUAUUCAAAACUCUGUCAACAAUAUCACCCUUACGGAGAUACAAGGGCGAUAAAAUGCUUCUAAUAUAGUGAGAAACAUUUUGUGACAAAGAAACACAAUUGUCAUGCAUGAGGGCCUCUUCUAGAAGAUUUGGGAAACAUAGGAACAGGAAAGAUGCAAAAUUGAACGUCAUGUCCCCUUAAAUCCGAGCUUGCACCAAGUCUGUUGUAUUCCAAUCCUCUUAAUAAACAAUCCAUGUUGAUUUUUU